Molecule: messenger RNA, 2919 nt
Organism: Uloborus diversus
Lineage: Eukaryota; Metazoa; Arthropoda; Arachnida; Araneae; Uloboridae
Product: leucine-rich repeat neuronal protein 1-like
Exons: 3
Coding region: 1-2919 (972 amino acids)
Cellular component (GO): extracellular matrix
Molecular function (GO): protein binding
Source: RefSeq, a predicted model, not a curated record
AUGAGUUUCAAGGAACUCAAGCCACAAAUACUUGCAUUCUUGAAAGAAGAAAUGAUGGAAAAACAAUCGAUGAAGUGGAGAAUUAUCGUCAAGGCCCUUUUUUCAAGAAUUGGAUCCGACGGCGAGGAACAAAUGAAUUCAACAUAUCUUAGCUGUAAAUUCGUGACGGAACUGGUUGAAGAAACCAUUGAAAAACAUUUAGAUGAAGCCAUGGUAUGUGUUGAAAAAAAUUUAGAAGAGUUCCAGCAGCUAGGAUCUGGAUGGAUUUUAGAAGAGAUACAACAUGUGGAGAUCCCAACAGCAAAAUAUCACCCCUUGGCAGCAAGCUCAUACAUUCCACUUCCUGGAAAACUUGCUGCCAAAAAAGCCAUACUUAAUAUUCAAAACGAGGACCGAAAAUGUUUGGUUUGGUGUCUGCUAGCAGCAAGAAUGAAUAUUGAUCGGGGAGAUCAUCCAUAUCGGGUGUCACACUACACGCAGCAUGAGCAGGAAAUAAAAUUAGGAGAGGUUCCAUGUCCCGUACCUGUGUCGAAGAUUUCAACAAUUGAAAAAUUAAAUAAUCUGAGGAUUAACAUUUAUGGUUAUGAAGAAGAGGAAGUCUUCCCGCUCCAUAUAUCCAAGCAUAAAAAUGAAGAAUCAAUAAAUCUUUUACUAAUAUCUAAUGACGUAACCCACCAUUACUGCCUCAUCAAGAAUAUGUCUCGUCUCCUCGCCGACCUCACCAAGCAUGACGGUGCACGUUUUUACUGGGCUCUAACUCCCAACAAACUCGUUUCUGGCUACGUCACAAAUGACGCACAGGUGCCACGUUCCCACAUCGCCAUUUCUGACCACCUCCCUCGUCGUCUCCCCGCAGGUGCAAAGGAACCAAGAGCGGGAUGCGCCCCAUCCGGGCCCCCUGAAGAAGAUGGGUGGGCCAUGAGGGCGGCGCGCGUGCUGCUGCUCCUCCUGCCGCCGCUUCUCCGUCCCGCCGCCCCGAGCUGCCCCGGGCCCUGCGCCUGCGCACUCCCACGCACCGCCGACUGCUCGGGGCGCGGCCUCUCCAGCGUGCCCCGGGACAUCCCCCCGGACCUGGAGGCCCUGCUCCUCUCCGAUAACCAGCUCACGGACCUCUACGGACAGCUGCCCGAACUGCCGGACCUGCAGAUGCUCGACCUCUCCUCCAAUCAGGUGAAACAACUGGGCCGAGGUCUUAUCUUCCACAACUUAGGCGAGCUACGAACCUUGAACCUCUCAUACAACGACUUCCGGACCGUCUUCAAUGGCGUCUUCCGGGGCAUCCACAAGCUGAGGUUGCUGGCCAUGACGCACGUCCAGAUCAAGUUCAUCGAGGAGCACGUCUUCGACGGCCUCAAGGAGCUGAGGCGACUCCACCUGUCCCACAACCAGCUCAACGCCAUCUUCCCGGAGUGGUUCCGCGAUUUGGGGCGCUUGGAGGAGCUGAGACUCGAGAACAAUCACAUCUCCUACGUCAACAGCGGGACCUUUUCGGGCCUGGUCGCCUUGAAGAGGCUGUCACUGAGCGGGAACAGAAUCAGGGGCAUCAGCGAACACGCCUUCGACAGUCUCGAGAACCUCACGACGCUCGACCUGGAGGAUAAUCAGCUAGUAAAGGUGCCCUCGGCGUCUUUCAAGGCCACAAAGAGCAUCAAGGUCCUUAAGCUCGGCGGAAACUCGUUCCCGCAGCUGCAGACGGGCGACUUCGUGCACCUCUCGCUGGAAGAAGCCUUCGUGGAAAACAUACCCGAGCUGGUGCUCGUGGACAGGGGCGCCUUCUGGGACUUGCCAUACCUGAAGGCGCUCCAUCUGCACCACAAUGCCAAGCUCCGGUUCAUCGACGCCCACGCUUUCAUCAAAGUGCCCAACCUCAGAAUACUGUCUCUGCACGCGAACAACUUGUCCGCCGUCAGCAGGGAAGUGGUGAGAGGCUUCGCGAAACCCGUGCAAGUCAGCCUGUACGAAAACCCGCUGCUGUGCGAUUGCAACGUCAAGUGGAUACACGAGAUGGCGAACGUCAACUCCAACCGGGUGCGAAUUCUGAAGACGGAGAGGAUGCUGUGCGACCGGCCGCCGAGCCUCCACCGCACCCCCCUGAAAACUCUGAACAGAACGCUCAUUCCCGACAACUGCCCUCCAGUUCUAGUGGGUCCUGCCAAUCUAACAGUCGACAAGAAGAUCGGAGACAAGCACGUGUUCCAAUGCAGGGCCCACGGAAUUCCUGUUCCUAACGUCCACUGGAUUCUGCCCAACGGCGCUGUCCUCAACCAAACGUCCAACGACAUCCACUUUCAUCUCAACUCUCCCGGUAGCCUCGGUAUCUACCACUUGAAACCCAAAGACUCCGGUACCUACACCUGCCAGGCGGAGAACUUUCUCGGUGAGGCCAUCAGCCUCACCCACCUGACCGUGGAGAACAUCGACAUCAACCUCUUUCCCCUGGGGGUUGCCUCCACGUUCGUGACUGUGGUGUGGAACGGCACCGCCCGGAACGCCUUCCCCGAAUACGAGAUCGUGUACAGGAAGGAGAACGGGGCGAAGAAGGAGUAUCAGUCGGUGACCGUCAGCCAGUUCUUCAGGUCCUACACCAUCAACAACUUGGAGCCCCGAAGCAGGUACAAGUUCUGCAUAGGCGUCAAGUCCAAAGAGGACAAGCAGUACGUCCGAUUCUCGUGCAUGUGGGUGCAGACCAGGGACGAGAGCUUCAUGCUCCAGGGCAUCCACCACACGAGCAACGUGGCGGUGGCGGCAGUCUUGGGCAUCGUCACCACCAUGAGUGUGGUGGUGUGCGUGCUGCUCGUGGUGGCCAGGAAAUAUCGACAGCGGUACUACGACACGCCAGAAAAGUCCCUCGUCAGCAACAUGGCACAGAUACCGAUGGAAAAUCUGCACAGCCCUCUCGUGUCCCAAGCCGGACUAUAG